Parnassius mnemosyne (clouded apollo) is the source of this 1707-nucleotide messenger RNA. NCBI's taxonomy places the organism in Eukaryota, Metazoa, Arthropoda, Insecta, Lepidoptera, Papilionidae. The record is from the annotation of a GenBank genome assembly.
AUGCCUGUAGUAAUGAGUAAAGAUGAAUGGCGCCGCAUCGUAGGUUGGACGGACACCGGUCGCGUUGAUACGGAGGCGUUACGGAGGAAAGAGUACAUACGCUACCUGCACGAAACCAGUCGUGCCAUGACUAAGUCAUGGCCCAACUCCUUGGAGAACGUAAACAAGCGUAACGAAGAAUUAAGGCGCGCGCGCAUCGAGGCGGCUGAACAGGCGAACACCAACUUUUACAAGAAGUACGUGAAACGCAAGAAACAGGAGCAGCAGCGGCUUCUGCAGGACGCCAGGGAUAUUAUCUUCCAAAAUAAAGAUGCUUCCAAAAUGUUUUUAAGUGCAGUAAUCGAAACUGAGACCCAGUAUGAGCGUGGGGAGCAAAUAAAGUUCCUCCAGAAGCUUCGUGGUCAGGCCGCUGAGCGGAAGAAGCAAGAAGAUGAAGACGUCAGCCGCAAGGCCAAGGAAUGGAAUGAACUAUUGGAGAUUCAGAAACGGCGUCGUUUUGAAGCCAACAUGCAUUACCAGAAGGAAAUUAUAAACCAAGCCCGAGAAAUCGAGGAAAGAAACAGGCGGGAGUACGAAACCGAGCUGACCCAGCAGAAGAUGGACAAUAUCAAAGCCGAUGAGGAAAUGGCGACCAUCAAGAAGUUCGAACAGGAGAUGAGGGAGGCGGAGAAGUCGCGCACGUUCGCGGACAUGCAGCAGCGGCGACGCGAGGUCCAGGCGCGGCGAGACGAGCGCGCGGCGCGCGAGCGCAUGGACGAGCGCCUGCUGCACGUCAUCGCACGCACCAGCGACCGCGUCGACGCCAUGCGCAAACGCACCCAGCACGAGAUGCAAAAGGAAAAGCUGCGAGUACUAGAGCAGAUCAGUCAGAAGCUGGAGACAGGAGACGCGGCACGGGAGGCGAAGGAACAAGAGAUAUUGGAAAAAGCUGUUAAGGAAAGAGAAGCCAAUGCAGAGGCUCAACGACAAGCGCAAGCAAAGAAGCAAGCGCAGUUGCGACAGGAGCGUGUGGAAACGCACAAGGCACAUCUGCAGGACGAGGAGCGGAGGCUGCACGAGAUGCACACCAUGCGCCAGUGGGAGCUCAUAAACAGAUUCAAAAAUGUUGAAAUAUAUGAGGACUACACGGAGAAGCAACGUCUAGAAAAGGAACACAAAACAAAGGAAUAUAGGGAGGAACUCCUGAGGUUAUGGAGGGAGCGCGAGGAGAGGGAAGCUCGCGAGAAGCAGGCGUGGCAGCGGUGGCACGGCGAGCUGGCCGAGCAGCGCGAGCGCCACGCCGUGAGCCGCGAGCUGGCGCACGGCGCCGCGCUGCUGCAGCACGCGCAGCGCCACGGCCGCCCGCUGCACGCGCUGCGCCGAGCCAUCGACAGGUACUGCAAGCAGCAGCGGUUGUACGCGUUGCCGGAACUACCGCGGAGUCUGCAGGCGCACUUCCCGCAGAACGCGCCGCGGGACCGCGCGCACUGCGCCCGCACCCCGCCGCUGGACGAACCCGCCCCCGCAGCUCCACACACACUUGCUUGCAAAAGGGACGGAAUGAAUCACAACGCUGAGAAUUCAGACACUACUUCAGUGGAAGUACCUGAGGAAGAUUACAAGAGACAAGGCCCUGCAAAUGGUCUGCAGAGGAAGAGUGCACAAAAAGACGAAGUUCUUCCACCGAUCACUGUGGCUCCCUGCGGAAACCCCGGAUGCGGGAAAUGA